Molecule: messenger RNA, 711 nt
Organism: Magallana angulata
Lineage: Eukaryota; Metazoa; Mollusca; Bivalvia; Ostreida; Ostreidae
Product: prostaglandin reductase 1-like
Exons: 5
Coding region: 1-612 (203 amino acids)
Biological process (GO): prostaglandin metabolic process
Molecular function (GO): 15-oxoprostaglandin 13-reductase [NAD(P)+] activity
Source: RefSeq, a predicted model, not a curated record
AUGACGGCUUAUUUUGGCUUUUUGGAACUCUGCCAACCGAAAGCAGGUGAGACGGUGGUGGUUAGCGGUGCCGCAGGGGCGGUCGGGAGCUUGGUGGGACAGAUCGCAAAAAUAAAGGGAUGCAAAGUGAUUGGAUUCGCCGGAACUGAGGAGAAGUGUAAGUGGAUCAAGGAAGAACUGGGCUUUGACUUUGCCUACAACUACAAGAAAACGGAUGUCGACACGGCUCUGAAGGAAGCUGCUCCUGACAACAGCGUGGACUGCUACUUUGAUAAUGUUGGUGGUAUGUUUACUGUUAAGGUCCUCACCCAUAUGAAGACAUUUGGGAGAGUUUCAAUUUGUGGCUCCAUUUCCAAUUAUAACGACACCAGUGUACCAACAGGACCACUGCCUUUCUUUAGCAUACUGAAGUCCCAGCUAAGAGUAGAGGGGUUCAUUGUUUUAAGGUGGUAUUCAAGGUGGGAAGAAGGGGAAACCGCAAUGCGCCAAUGGAUUAAAGAGGGCAAAAUUAAAUACAAAGAACAUGUGACGGAAGGAUUUGAAAAGAUGCCUGAUGCUUUUAUGGGUUUAUUUGAAGGACGCAACACCGGAAAGGCUAUUAUAAAAAUGUGAUGAGACAUUUUUUUAAAAUAAUAUUGUACAGGUACAAUAGUUUGUUUGUUAUUUUAAUAAUGCACUGUAAAUGACGUAAUAAAUAUUCAAUGUCCAGUA